AUUGAGUAGACGCUUAAAGGAGGAGGAGACGAUGAUGAUGAUUCUUGGUUUCUUGAUUGUUGCGGCACUUCAGGUGGCGGAAGGCGGAGAUGGCGGGGGCGGUGGUGGGAGAGCGUUUUUCGUGUUCGGGGAUUCGUUGGUGGACAAUGGGAACAACAACUUCCUCGCCACCACCGCUCGCGCUGAUUCUCCGCCUUACGGCAUUGACUAUCCCACUCACCGCCCCACCGGCCGCUUCUCCAAUGGCCUUAACAUCCCCGAUAUCAUCAGUGAGAAGUUGGGCUCGGAGCAUCUAAUGCCAUAUCUGAGCCCGGCGUUGACCGGGAAAAAGCUUCUGGUAGGUGCGAACUUUGCUUCGGCCGGGGUGGGAAUACUUAAUGAUACCGGAAUCCAAUUCGUAAAUAUAAUUCGGAUGCCACAGCAACUGGCCUAUUUUGAACAGUACCAACAAAGAGUGACAGAAAUGGAAGGGGCAAACAAGACAAAGAAACUGGUGAACGAGGCACUAGUUCUAAUAUCUCUGGGCGGUAAUGAUUUCGUGAACAACUAUUAUUUGCUGCCCUUUUCUUAUAGGUCUCGCCAAUAUCCCCUCCCUCAAUAUGUCACUCUUCUCAUCUCCAAAUACAAAAAGAUACUCAAGAGGUUGUAUGAUUUGGGAGCUCGCCGAGUAUUAGUGACCGGGUCGGGGCCGCUGGGGUGUGUGCCCGCGGAGCUAGCACAGCACAGUCAUAGAGGUGAAUGUGCGGUGGAGCUGCAGCGCGCCGCCGCCUUGUACAACCCUCAACUCGUUCAGAUGAUUAAAGAACUUAAUAGUGAGGUCAAAGGAGAUGUGUUUGUUGGGGUCAACACCAAUCAAAUGCACAUGGAUUUCAUUAGCAGCCCUGAAUCUUUUGGAUUUAAGACAUCAAAGGUGGCAUGUUGUGGACAAGGGCGAUUCAAUGGACUGGGUUUAUGCACGCCACUAUCAAACUUAUGCCCGAAUAGAGACGAAUAUGCAUUUUGGGAUGCAUUCCACCCAUCAGAAAGGGCUAACCGAAUGAUAGUGGAUCAGAUCAUGAAUGGAACCACUGACUAUAUGCAUCCAAUGAACCUCAGCACUAUCAUGGACUUGGACUUCAAGGCUAGCCUGAUUAGUUAAUUGAUAAUUAGUCAUCUUGUUUAUUAUGUGUUAUUCGUUAUUUAUGUGGGCCAAUGGACAAUUAGACGUGUAUUUUGUUUUCUUGUGACAUUAAAUUUAAGAAAAGAGCUAUACUUAGGACAUGUUUACUUGACCGUGUAACUCACCGUUAGGGUAUUACGAAGCUUGAAGUAAACGUUCCCUGUUGGAUAAAUGUUUGUGUACUAAGCCGAUAGGCCUCUUAAUCGCCGUUUAAUAAACACACGCCCCCCAUGUUUUAUUAACCGGUCACUUAAGC
Molecule: messenger RNA, 1415 nt
Organism: Cuscuta epithymum
Lineage: Eukaryota; Viridiplantae; Streptophyta; Magnoliopsida; Solanales; Convolvulaceae
Source: the annotation of a GenBank genome assembly